CGAAAAGAGCUAUGCAUGGAGUAAAGGUCUCAUAAACUGGCAUUUCCAUUGAGCUCAGGUGUUUGGUAGGCGCGCCGUGGCGGUGGCGCCUUCCUAUUGCCAGGGCGCGCCUUCCUAUCCUGCACGCCGUCAGAUCAACAACAACCUCACCCAAUUGCACCCGAAAACAACGCAACUUGACCGCUUCUUCGCCGAACGCAGUUGGUCUCUUCUUGUGCUAUACGAUAGCAGUGAAACAUGCUUCAUUGAGAGGCUGGAAGUCCUCAAAGAGCUUCACAGCACCCACCCCAGAAACGCUUAGAGCUUCUGAAGACAUUCAGACUGUGGUACGUAUUUCACAAGACAAUAAGAGUAAGGAUUGAGCAUGCAGCCUACCAGACACUCCUCCGCCCGCAAAGGCAAGUACAGCACUGCAUGGAUGGACCGGCGCCCACGAACCAGCUCGAAUGCGAUAAAGGGUCUUCUUGACCGUCAAUUUGCCAGCAUUUCAGACAUCCUAGCUAAAGCAAGUCAAGGACGUGACGGCGCAGACAUACAACACAAGAAGGCAAGAAAGCCGACAGCGGCGCCCACCGAACAAGUGUUUGGGCUUGACCUCCCGGACACCUUAGGAUCAGCAGUUUUGAAGGGCAGCGACUCUGACACCGGAAAAUCAGGACUUGAGCAGUUGAAGCAAGGCUUGGAAGACGGUACUGUCAGCGUGCCGCGAACUACCAUGGACACGACAAUGACCGCAGAUGUCUGCGAAGCUCCACACGUCUCACUGCGCCGGGGACACGAGUCAAAUGUCGAGAAUGAUCCCAAGAAAAUGCUUGCAGAGCUGGACCGACUGCAAAAGCGUUCCAGCAUGGUUUCUCUCAGUGCGUUCGACAUCAGUGACGACCCAAAGAGAAUGCUUGCUGAGUUCGAAAAACGAACACUGUCACCGAGCCAGGCGAUCAUAGACAACAACCCGAGAAGGAUGCUUGACGAUCUCGAUCGAAACACACACUCAUCGAGCAGAGACCUCCAUGAAGACGAUAACGACGACCUCGAGGUCCUUCGUAGCAGAUUAGUGGCUAUGCUCUCGCCGUCACGCGACCGGUCGUCACAUAACUCAGUCCACAACGGCACUCACAUGUCUUGCUUCCUUGGUGCGAAACAUUCGGAAGGGUCGGAGGCUCAAAACGAUGCUCCUGACCACAAAGCUAUCGGUCUCUAUGAGAGAAGUAUUCCAUAUGCGGUUGCGCUCGAGCUAGAAGUCAUGGGAUUCAAAUGGGAGCUGGUUAAGGGCUGGACUACAUACGUCUUCAGCGCUGGCUUGGAUGGGCAGGUUGCUCAGCAACACAAAAACGCUAUCAUCAAACGAGCAGAAGAGGAGCUAAGCACCAUCAUCCAACACACCAUGAAAGAAGAACUGCGCUACCGCGAGGUUGAAGAAAGGGAGAGACUCCCGGGCCGAAUCAUCGUCUCCAACCUCGCUGCCGACGCUGGCGAAGAAGACCUUAAGCAGGUUCUCUACAAAUACAGGCACGACACUCGCGACAUCACCCUCCUGAAUGAGCGGGACCCAAUCAGAAGAACGAGGAUUGCUCACGUCGAUUUUUCGACACGAAUGGCCGCCGUGCGAGCAUCCUACCUUGUUGGUCACAUCUUUGGGCUCUGUUUGGAUAUCAGACUAGCCAUUGAAGAACUGACCUAGAACAUACUAUCUGGGAAAGACGACUGUGUCAGACACUAAGGCCUCAAACAAUCAAUUGUAUCAAUCGGAUUGAUACAGGACAAUGUUGGAAACUUUUAUCCUAGCAGGAAAGACACUCUGAACGCGGCCUGUGAUCCAGAGAUGCUAAUUCCACUCACUCUAUUU
Molecule: messenger RNA, 1846 nt
Organism: Cucurbitaria berberidis CBS 394.84
Lineage: Eukaryota; Fungi; Ascomycota; Dothideomycetes; Pleosporales; Cucurbitariaceae
Exons: 4
Coding region: 365-1681 (438 amino acids)
Molecular function (GO): nucleic acid binding
Source: RefSeq, a predicted model, not a curated record